UUACCAGAAAAGCUUUCGUUUUCAGGAAUGGCUCUUACUUCAUCUUCUUCCCCUGCUUUCUUCACCUCAUCAUCAAAACCCCUUCUUUCAUCAAAAAAUCACAAUGCAAAUAUCAACCCUUUUUCAGUACAAAAUGCCAUGUUCCUCAAACGGAGGACUAAAGUUUCAUUCUUUUCUGGGGUUUUCACACAAGAGAAAGAUGUCAAGAGCCUCAAAGAUGAGCUUUUUGAUGCCAUAGCACCUCUCGAUCGUGGCGCUGAGGCUACCGCUGAGGAUCAAGAGCGUGUGGGUCAGAUAGCACUCAAACUCGAGGCGGUGAAUAAGAUAAAGGAGCCUCUCAAAUCCAACUUGUUGAAUGGAAAAUGGGAGCUUUUGUACACAACAUCCCAGUCAGUUCUGCAAACAAAGAGGCCAAAGUUCUUGAGACCCAAUGGAAAGAUCUACCAGGCACUCAAUCUGGAUACUCUCAGGGCUCAAAAUAUGGAAACUUGGCCAUUCUUUAAUCAGGCCACUGCUAAUUUAGUUCCUAUAAAUCCAAGAAGGGUAGCUGUUAAAUUCGACUAUUUCAGAAUUGCUGGUCUGAUACCAAUUAAGUCACCCGGAAGUGGCCGGGGUCAGUUGGAGAUCACAUACUUGGAUGAAGAGUUACGAAUAUCAAGAGGUGACAGAGGGAACUUGUUCAUUUUGAAGAUGGUCGAUCCAUUGUAUCGAGUCCCUCUCUAGCUGCUAUAAAGUUUAACGACCAAGACAUUUGUAUGCAUACAUGCCGUAUGAAAUUUUGAUGCGAUCGGUUCGAUAUAAAUGUGUAUUGGACACAUGCUGGUUCGACUAUCGGUUCGGUUUUACGUAAAAUAGUUUAUUGUAUUACAAAGAGUACAAGAAAAACGAUUGCAAAAAAAGCAUUACCCCGAAACUACCAUAUCAUAGCCUAUAAACCA
This is a messenger RNA of Hibiscus syriacus, 938 nucleotides long. RefSeq names its product probable plastid-lipid-associated protein 4, chloroplastic. NCBI's taxonomy places the organism in Eukaryota, Viridiplantae, Streptophyta, Magnoliopsida, Malvales, Malvaceae. Bases 28 to 723 code for a protein of 231 amino acids. The record is from RefSeq and is a predicted model, not a curated record. The transcript is spliced from 7 exons.